AUGGAUGUUGGACAUGCCGAAAGUCAUGAGGAUUUUGUAUUUGGUAGCGCUUAUCAAUCAUUGAGCAUUCUGGAAAAGUCAUUUGAAAUUGAUGAAACUUAUAUAAUCCUUGAUUAUGAUGAAGCUAAUAGAAAAGCUAAGAAAAAUUGCAAAAUUUUGAAAUUAUCGUCAAACUUUGAUGAUUUAUUGAGGAAGCUAGAAAGUUUAAUACAAGAUGAAUAUCCAAAUUUGUUCAUUUUAAUCAUUGAGAUCAAAACUGAUGAGACAGAUGAGAUACCCAAAAGUGAAAUUUUCGAGAAACUUGAGAGCAUUUUAGUCAAAUUUGAUGUUGAUCGUCCAAUAAUUCUACAGCUGACAUCAAAUAAUGAAAAAAGUACAAAAUUUUACUACAAAGAUGAACAAUCAACUCAAUUGUUGGAGAUAGAUAAAAAUCAUAGGAAUUUUGAGGCUAUGCUGAAUUUUCCCACCCUUUUGUGCUCAAUUUUAGAUGGAAAAAUUGACAACUGCUUGAAUCUAGUCCUUGAAAAUUUAUUAAACUUAAAAAACUCAACAAUAAUUCUAAAAUUCUUAAGACUUUUUGACCUUCCUGAAGAGCUUUUGGACAAAUUAGUUCUAAAAUGUGCAGCAUAUGGAUCAAAAAAUGAACUUUUGGCUGCUUUAGAUGCUGCAUUUAUAGCUUCUGUAAGGACACUAAGCAUAGAUUCACAAAAUUAUUUAAGUUAUGUGAUAAAUGUCAACCAAUCAGAUAUAUCCAAUUACCCAUCAGUUCUAUCCACAGCUGUAGAACAUAAGAACACACAAAUAAUUGAAUUUUUAAUCAGCAACUGCACACAUUUAAUCCAACAACUUCCAUUCAAUCAUCAAGUUAGAAUAUCAACAACUGCACUAGCUUCGCAUCAGUUUGAUAUCCUCUGUGACUUGCUUGAUAUUUCUGAUUUUCCAUUUCCUUCAAACUUCAACAUAAACCAAGUUGAACAUGAAAGACUUGACAAAAUAUUUACAGAAAGAACCAACUUUGAAUGUGCCAUCAAAGCCGAAGUUUUGGAACAAAUCACAAAAUUCAUCGACAACAAUUUAAGCCUCAAAGUAGUCUAUAAUCCGGCAAACAGCUCAGCACUUAAACAAGCUGUAGACGCACAAAAAUAUAAAGUAUUUUACUACCUCAAAUCACUUGGCUUUCAAGCAUUUGAUGUCAAUAUUGAGAAGCAACUCAACAAAAAAGAGCUGAGAAAAGCAAAAAGAUGUAAAUCACAGCAAAUGAGCGAAAAUGUCAGCAGCGCUCUUGAUGAUUCUCAAAUAUCAGUCAACUUACUAUGCAAUCAUUCAUUUAUCCACAACAAAAGGAUCAAUAAAGAUCAAGAAACUGAAUAUCGUCAAAAAAUAAGGAAAUGGUAUGAAGACAUCAACAAGAUUCUAUUUGGUUCCGAUUUGUUGAAUGUUGCUGCUUCUUGUAAGGAUUUGAAGUUGAUUUUCGACUUUGAGGAUGAAUCAGUGGAAAACGCAAGCUUGUCAGGUCCUGGAUCCCUUGGAACAACAUAUCCUCAACAAAAAUUAAUCUUCAUUGGUGCCAAAUCAACUAAUAAUGAACGCGAUCAGAAGAUUAAAGGCGUGAUAGCUCAUGAGUUGUGCCACUAUGUGAUGAAGCUAGUCUACGAGAAUAAUGAGAAUCCUUAUUACAAACAUUGUAUUGAUGUAAUUGAAAGAUAUAAAGCUAUUGUUACUUCUAUUGAUAAGUGGUCAGUAAAAAAAUCAAAAAGUCCUGACGAUGAAUGUGAUGGAAUCAUAUUUUCAGUAUUUACACAUUAUGAUAGCAAAGAUUUUCAUCAAGAACUCAUAGUUAGAGUUAUGCAGAUCCUUGCACAAUAUGACGACAAUGAGGAAAAGUUAAAAUGUCUACAAUUAAAGUACAAUGAGCUUUUUGAGUACUUCCAAAUCCAUGUUUUCUCAGAAAUGCAAAAAUUUAAUUUAGAAAUCCGAAAAAAUGUUCAAAAGAUGAACAGAGUCAUGCAGUUGUUGCCAAACAUUAUGAAUCGUAAACUAGAUCUCCUUGUGUCUAAAGGAUUGUUUAUGGAAAUAUUCAGCAAAGAAGCCAUUGUAGUAACCACAAAUGUUCCUAAGCUACUGCUUAUUGAUAUGAUUACUCAGCUGGAUGGAACUUAUGGCGACAUUUUUAAAGCACAAAAUAUUUUCAUUGAUCCUAAAAUGUUAAAGAAUGAGGAAAUAUUUGAUGACUUAAAGCAGCUGUUGGAACAAGAUUUAGAUUUAAAUAUUUUUGUUGAUUGCUCAAAAGAGACUUUUGGAGAUUUUGAAGAAUUUGUUGGAAAUAAAUCAUUGAAAUUCAUCUUUAUAGUGUCAAAUGAGAGUCAAGCUGACAUUCUGAUCCAAAACAUUGUCAAAAAAGAUUUAAAUCCAGUUAGAAUUGAAGCAAAUUACAGCUGGGAGGAUUUAACAGCACCAAGUCAAAGAAAACUGUUGAAGAUUAAAAUAAACUUUCAGAAUAAUUCAAAUUUAACUUUAAAGGACCUUUUAAUGAUUGAGUCUAACCAAACUGCAGCAGAAGAUGAAGAAAAAGCUGUCCAAAAGCUCACAGAAAUGAUUGACAGUGAAAUAUUAAACUUAGUUCUAGAAAACUCACCAAUUUUAUUAAAUACGAAGCUUGAAGUCCAAAUUGUCAGUCAAAAGUUCAAGUUCUUGUUUCAACCAAGAGACUUCAUCUCCAGACAUGACAUCAAAACGCCAACCAAUCACCAAAACUCAACAAAAGCUACCAAAUUUUCCCAAUCAGACCUUCUAAAUCAAGUAAAAGACAAAAAGUACGUCAUCAUCUCAGACAUUGCUGGAAGUGGCAAAAGCUGGGCUAUAAAAAAUAUCACAACAACCUUGAACCAGACAAAUCCUACAAAGUGGAUAACAUAUGUGGAUUUGAAGCAUUUUAUAAAAGAAUUCAAAACACAAAAAAUCAAACCUGAAUUUUGCAAAUUUCUUGUCACCAAAAUAUUGAAGCUACAAGAUGACAAGUUUGAAGCCAAAUUGUUUAAAAAGAUGUACGAAAUUGGUAAAGUCAUCAUUUUAUUUGAUGGAUUUGAUGAAAUUGCUCCAAAUUGUGCUGAAUUGGUGUCGAAAUUAGCUCAGUCAUUUGAGUAUUGUGAAGGCAACCAGCUAUGGAUAGCGACUAGAGACUACUUUGAGGUUGACUUAAAAGAGAAACUUGAAGAUGCUGCAAGUUACAAGCUUUCUAGCUUCACAGACAAAGAUGGUGUUGACUUUAUUGUAAAAUGUUGGAUGUUGCAGGAUAUUGAGAAUGACUUGGCAAGUUUAUCUAAAGAUGACUUUGAAAAGUAUAUGAAAAAGUCCGAAAAACUUGAAAUUUAUCAUCAAAAUGCACGUCGUAUAAUCAAUAAGAUUGUCAUGGCUGACACACGAUCAGUUGGAAUGCCUCAAUUGUUUAAAAUGAUUGCUGAGAGCUUCAAAGACAACAAAAAAGCCACAAUUACCAUCAAAAAGUUCAAAAUCUACAAAACAUUUGCUGAAAAGCUCUACGAACGAUGGUCAUCAGCCAAAGGUGAAAUCAGGCAUACAGCAAACACAGAAAGUCAAGAUUACGAACUGAACUUCCAAAAAUUUCAUCAACAUUCAGCUUUAAAAAAAUUAUUUUCUGAUCUUAUUGAUGACUUGUUCCCAGAUAUUGAUGAAUCUGAAUGGCUUGAUGUAGAAGUCAUUGCAUGCGGACUGAUGACUAAGAUUGGAGAUGAGUUUUACUUCCUGCACGAGACAUUUUGUGAAUUUUAUGUAGCUGAUUAUAUUGCUGGAUUAUUAAAAAAGAAGACUAAGUUUAAAGAAGCAUUUUGUGAGUUGCUAGCUAGGGUGCUGACUAUAAAGAAGUUUGAGAUGGUUCGAGUGUUUUUAAGUGACGUGAUUGAUGAUUACUCAUUUUUAAAGAAGAUCCUGGAAAAGAUGAAGAAGCAAAUUGAAUAUUUCAAUGACAUGACGAAUUUUCACCAUUAUUUUAGCAAGUUUAAUGAGCAUUUUGGGUAUUUAGUCAUUGAGGUCCUUAAAAAUGGAGAUUAUAUAAAGGUACGAAGGAUAUUGUUUGACACAGCUGACUCUAUAAAUGCGAGAGCUGAGAAUUCAGAAUUGUUUAUAAAAUAUCAAGAUUUUAUGAUUGAUUUCCUGACUGUUGAUGACUUGAAGGAGUUGAUUGAAGUGCAGCUAGUCUUCCAUAAAAAUAUUCAAUCUAGUCGAAAUGUGGAAAUCUUCGAGGACUUUGUGAUUAAAGUUGAAGCUAAGACUGGUAAAGAAUUUAUUAAAAAUUGCUUGAAACUUAAGAGUUCUGAUGGAUUUGAGGAAAAUAUCUUCAGCUUCUUGAUUAAGUCUAUAUCAUUAGAUGUCAAUAAGAUGCAUAAAUUCAUGGAAGUAAUCCAAAAGUACUUAGAAUCCAUAGAAUUAUUCAAGUUAAUGAAUAACUGCAAUAAAAAUCAUGAAAAUGUCCUUCAAAUUUGCAUCCAGACAGCAGACAUUAAGAAGCUCCAAAUUAUAUGGACAGCAGCUGAAAAAUCUCUAAAUUCAUCAAAUCUCAUCGAAAUCAUCAAGAAAGUCGACUCAAGAAAGAAGUCAAUCCUACAUAAUGCCAGAAUGAUCAACAAACUCGACUUCCAAGAAGCCUUCCUGCAUCUUUUAAGCAACUCAUUCGACAAUAAAGAAGAAUUGAAGGACUUCCUGCUCCAAAAAGACUUUAACUUCAUUCACGACUUAGUAGAAAAAGACGAAGAGCCAUCAAUUCUCCAAACUCAUCAAUUUUUAUGGCAACUUUAUCGUGAUUCCUUUAAAGACGAUCACGAUUUUUUGGAUGUGAUCAAGCAAGUCGACUUUUUUGGCAACAACAUCAUUCAAAUUGCAGUUUACGAGCUGCCAAAUGAAUUCUUUGACUUUAUGAUGAACGAAUUGGAGAAAUUAUCGCGACCAGAUGAAAUUGUUAAAAUUCUCAGCAACAUCAACAAUUGGAACCGGAAUGUGCUACAGUCAGAAUCAAAAUGGACAAAGUCAGCGGAACUGCAUGCAAAUUUGUGGAAUAAAUUCAGAAAAUAUUUCAAAUCUGAGGAAAUCUUGAUGUUUAUUAAGCAUGUUGAUAAAUUUGGGAAUCAUUUGUUGUUUAAUGCUGUUGAAAAUAAUAAAAAGGAAUUUGUGGAGCUGAUUUGGAAUGACAUAAAGAGCUUUAUGAGUCACGAUGAGCAAAAAAAUUAUUUAAAAGCUGAAAAUAAUGACGGAAAAAAUUUACUUCAAAUGUCAUUUGAGAAUAAAGAAUAUUUUAAUGAAGUAUUUGAAUGGAUACAGGAAGUUAUGGCUGAAUAUGGGAUACAGUUAGAGACUUUGACUAGAAAAAAGCUUUAUACUGAGAAAUAUCCUUUACAAAGAAGCUGCAGAUCACCCAAAUGGGUUUGUAAAUUUCAAAAAAUUGAUGAAAUUUAA
Chironomus riparius is the source of this 5466-nucleotide messenger RNA. NCBI's taxonomy places the organism in Eukaryota, Metazoa, Arthropoda, Insecta, Diptera, Chironomidae. The record is from the annotation of a GenBank genome assembly.